Oryzias latipes (Japanese medaka) is the source of this 4789-nucleotide messenger RNA. It is a transcript of the gene foxo6b, whose product is annotated as forkhead box O6 b. NCBI's taxonomy places the organism in Eukaryota, Metazoa, Chordata, Actinopteri, Beloniformes, Adrianichthyidae. Gene Ontology annotation, molecular function: RNA polymerase II cis-regulatory region sequence-specific DNA binding; DNA-binding transcription factor activity, RNA polymerase II-specific. Gene Ontology annotation, cellular component: nucleus. The record is from RefSeq and is a predicted model, not a curated record. Gene Ontology annotation, biological process: regulation of transcription by RNA polymerase II.
GCUGUAUUGGCGCGCGGGCACGUGUGGACGCUGUCACGACGUGAAGAUGCUCCAAACGAAACCUGCUCAGUUCCGUAGGAUUGCAGCCACUUCUGAAUAAUUUAAGGGUGAAGCGGCGUGGGGAUAAAAGGUGAGAGGGCGCUCGGACAGUUGGAGGAGUUGGAUCAGAUCAGCUGUUGCUGCGCCUUUGGGACGUUUGACCUCAGCGCGCAGACCAUGACUGUCACAGGGUCGGACACACCUGUACCUGUCCUGAUGUGAGGAGGAGGAGCUUGUUCCUGGGAGGAGGAGCCACACCGCUGCUCUGUGAAACACGGACUUCUUUCUGCUUCACGCGCGGAGCAGCUCGGGCUUCAACCCACGGACACGCGGCUGACGUGACCUCGCGACCAUCAUGCUUAUGAUGAUGGAGAGCGGCGGAAUGCACGCGCGUCCGGUUCGUUCUGGAUUUGAGCCUCACGGACGCUCGUGCGCCUGGCCGCUGCCGUGCACGGAGGAUUUCCCCUGCGCGGCGGAGGCGCGUGGCGGGGGUCCAGCGUCUGUCAAAGUGGAGCAUUACGACGUUCCCGCGUGCCGGGCCGAGAGCAACGGCGCCGCGCCGGCAGACAUUAAGCACCCUGCGGGCGCGUCGGCCCCUGAGGUGGCGGCCCCCGCCCGCGUGUCCGGAGCCGCGCUAGACGUGACGGGACAGCUGCGCAAAGCCAAGUCCUCGCGGCGCAACGCGUGGGGGAACCUAUCGUACGCGGACCUGAUCACGCGUGCCAUUGAGAGCGCGCCAGAGAAGAGGCUGACCCUGUCCCAGAUCUACGACUGGAUGGUCCGCUUCGUGCCGUACUUCAAGGAUAAAGGAGAUAGCAACAGCUCCGCCGGUUGGAAGAAUUCAAUUCGACACAACCUGUCUCUGCACAGCCGCUUCAUCCGGGUGCAAAACGAGGGCACAGGCAAGAGCUCCUGGUGGAUGCUCAAUCCAGAAGGAGGCAAAAUGGGAAAGGGACCCAGGCGACGUGCAGCCUGCGUAGACGGUGGAACGCGCUGUCUCAAAGCCAAGGGUCGGAUCAGCCGAAAGAGAGCAGUUGCCAUUGGUCCUGGAUCAGGACAGUUACAGGGUUCUGGUCCAGCUCUGCAGGGAUCACCAGAGCAUGGAAGUCCUGCAGGGAAAGGGGGUGCAGGCAAGGGUAGUGAGGAAUAUGACACCUGGACCGACAUCCAUUCCAGGACCUCAUCCUCUGCCUCCACACUGAGUGGCUGCUUGUCUCCAAUUCUUGCAGAUGCAGAGGCUAAUGAACCUGAGGAGGAGGGGUUUUCCUGCUCAACCUCUCCUCAGCUUUACCCCAGUCCCACCAGCACCCGCUCGCCUGCCCUGGGAACUGGAGGCCACUGCCCCACUGUGGAGCUGCCUCAGCUAACUGACCUGACCGGAGCUAUUAGCCUAAAUGAGAGUAGGUACCCCCAGCAAGCCCAAAUCAAAUGCAAUGGCUAUUCUUAUGUGCCUGCACCAAAGUCUGAGGGGUCAUACUGCGGGCACAUGUACGGACAAUCUUCCAUAGGCAUGUUGUGGCACCACACUCCAAUGGAGACCAUCCAGGAAAACAAGCCAGUCAGCUUUCAGCGCCCAGUGAGGGGGUACUCAGAGAACAACGCCCUGCAGAGUCUGCUUACAGGGGGUCCUUCAUACUGCAGCAAAAAUGAACUUCUGGGACAGGACCGGGAAACACAAGCACUCUUGACGCAAGGAAGUGGCGUUCAUGGCCAGCACAAUCAGAAUCACAGCCAAGAGCACUCUCACAACCCCAGUUUACACAAUGGCUGUGGCUCAGUCCAUGACCAGAACACGACGCACCAUCAGAAUCACAUUCAGGGUCAUAAACACCAAGCCAACCUGGACUAUAGCCACAAGCCCCUCGCUGCCAACAGCUAUGUUCAGAGGCAUGAGCACAAAGUCAAUCUGAGCCAUGAUCACCACUCAAGCCAGAGUCACAUGCACAACACUCCUGUGCACAGCGGGCCUCCCCAGCAGGCACUGUCUCCCCAAAUGAGCACUGACGUCCUGCAGCCCUACACUCUCAAGACUUCUAACCACUACGGACCACGUCCCCACUUUCCAAAAUCCCCUGCCCUACCUCCAAACCCUGCAGGCAUCUUGGAUGUUUCCCAGGAUCCCUGCCACCUGGCAUCUGCUCCACACCCUCGUCAACAGUCCUACCCCCGAGCUCAUCAUCAAGGUGUUACUGACUCCUGGCAAGGCUACUAUCAUAACAACCAGCAGGCAGGGAUCACAGGAUACCAGGAGCACCAGCCGAGCACUCACAGUAGGAUGUCUGCCCACGUGGAGAUGGAGAACGCCUCUCAUAGUCUGGACUGUGACGUUGACUCUAUUCUGCUCAGUGAUUUCAUGGACACACAAAACAUGGACUUCAACUUUGACAGUUCUCUGUCUCAAGGGGUGGGGAUGGGAAUGGGCAUGAGUCUGGGGGCUUUUGCCGGCCCUCCACCGGCCCAAAACAACCGGAGUUGGGUACCGGGGUAAAGUCACACCCAAAUGGGACAGACAAACACAACCUGAGAGCUCAACUUCAGGGCUCAGCUGCUGUGGGCUGAAACUCUGAGACAUGUUGUAAUGUCAUUUGGUUUCCUGAGGACUUUACACUAUCACAUGAUGGUUUAUAACUUCUACCACUCUGUGUAAAGCCUUCUCUACGGGUUUGCUGGAUAUGAGCUCAAAGCGAAUAUACCCCCCCCCCCCCCCAAUUCUCGUCCUUUAGUUUUAUUUUGCGUCUUUGUCUCCCUGCUGCCAGACUCAUCCUGUCCGUCCUAAGCUUCCAAGCACUUUAUAUCAUCUCCUCACACUAAUGCAGUUACACAGAAACCAGGCAAAGUGACGUGUUGACUUCAGUUUAAUGUAUGCAAUCCACUUUACAGUAUUAUCCCCUCCCACAAAGCAGGACUGGAGAGCAUGAUCAAACAGUUGCAUAAAUAUCUCCAGUGCAGAGAUGCUCUCAGACUGCAGGUUAAAGCUCGAGGACGCUUUGAGGUUUAGGGAUAAAUAAAAAUGUUUAUUUUAAGGAAAGGAGGGAAAGAGCUCAAGUGGGGAUAUUGAAAACAAAGGAGAUUCAGGUAAGGUGUGAUCUCUGGCUUGUCUUGGCCAGUUUGGCUCAUGAGGACAGUGAUCCAUCAAACAACCAUCUGCACCCCUUCUUGAAACGCACCAUCCUUUCUUUAAUCUCCAAAGUAAUGCCAGAUUGAUGCAUCACCAUUGUAAAUCUAAUGCGCUCCUCUGUUUUUCAGCCCCUCCCCCUUUGUCUCCUCAACUCCCAGCGCACCGGCUUAAUGUGUUUUGGUGAAAGUGAUGAUAAAAGUCACUCUGCGCUAAUUCAGGGAGGGAUUGGAAAGGCUGUUUCUGCAAAAGGGAGCCUGAAUUCAAGGGAGAUAAGAAAAGAGCAGAAAUUCCCUCUAUGCCUAUUUUUCCCCCUUUUCCCCUCCACACAGUAAAAUAAGCAGUGAUCUGAGGCUGAGGUGCCUCAGUGUGGCACCUUCACCAGCGGACCUGGGAGGAAUUCAGCUAACAGGCGCAUUCAGGUCAGGAGGCUGGGGCUGGGCUGGUAAAGCAGCUGUCCUUAAAACUCCCCAAAACCUGCCAGAAUUCAAAGUUUGAAGCCCACCACGUGCUGAAACUCCUAAACCGACCCACUGAGGACCAGCAUUUGCAGAUUAUGGUUUGGUGCUAUCUACUCGUUCCAGGCUCACUCCUAUCGCGCCCCCCCAUCCCGAGGUUACUCGGAGGGUAAACAAGAGUAAUUAACCGACAAACAAGAUGGAUGAUUCAUGCGAGCGCGUGUGUUUGCUCACUAGCGUGAAGUCAUAACUCCUUCCCCCUGAUAGGGUGACGUUUGAGAGGCGGUGCCCAGCGUCUGGGUGAAGCAGCUCAGGAGGGGGUGUGCUGGCAGUAGUGUCCUUCAAGUGUCUCGCAUCCUUUAAACAAGCCCCUCCCCCUUGGCCUGCACAUGGCCUCCCUUUGCUGUGGUCUUUUCUGGUGCUUGUGCAGUUGUUCGUCCGAUGAGCUUAUGUGUUUCGUGCUCCAGGUCUGCAGCUGGAAAACAAACAAACAACGGUGUGUGGGGGGGUUGCUAACUACUUUCCUCCUCUGAGGACAGACAGAACAGAAACAUGUAAGAGUGGAGGGUGUAAGAGGCAAGCUACAUGGUAGGGAGGCGGUUAAAGUGUGAGAUUUUCCAGCUCGGCAGCUUUCUGUAAAAUUGUCUGUUUCCAUCAGGCCAAAUGUCAAGUGCUGCUCAGCUGGCUCCAGACAGCCACUUCUGGCUCCUGAUCAAAGACGGUGACGGGUAUUUCCACACACAUUUCUGUUGAUCCUUUUCUCUUUUCUUCACGUGUUAAGAUGGCCCAUUGUUGCAACCCAACUGUAAUUUGUUCUUUGGUUCAUGUGCACUUUUGCGUCAGGCUUUGUCGGAGAGUGAGCAGCAAAUGGACGUACAAGAACGGAUAAAGGGAAUUUUGGGGAACCGCACCUUUGCCCUGGUACGAUCCGUGGCCGGCUGAAAUAACAAAUUCAAUUUAUAUUUAUUGGUUGGGGAGAAUGGGUCUAUGAAGAAGCCCUCACUGUUUUGUCCUGAAAAAGAGGCAGGAUGCUAUUUCAGUCUGACUGCAUUUGAUUCUGUACAUAAUCUAUAUUGAGAAAAUUGUAUUAUAAUUCUUUUGCAAAUAUCAAUUUCUUUUCUAAAAUGAUGUAUCUGCUCAUCUGGUGACUGUAAAAUAAAACAAAGAGGAAAAUCAA